Molecule: messenger RNA, 1674 nt
Organism: Beauveria bassiana ARSEF 2860
Lineage: Eukaryota; Fungi; Ascomycota; Sordariomycetes; Hypocreales; Cordycipitaceae
Product: glycosyl transferase group 1
Exons: 2
Coding region: 1-1674 (557 amino acids)
Molecular function (GO): alpha-1,3-mannosyltransferase activity; GDP-Man:Man(1)GlcNAc(2)-PP-Dol alpha-1,3-mannosyltransferase activity
Source: RefSeq, a predicted model, not a curated record
AUGGAGGAGCAAUCGCCGCCGCGGCAGCAGCGUCAACCCCGCAGCAAUAGCGGCAACAGCAGCAGCAACCCCUUUGCGCAGCCCAAGCGCAAGAUGGGCCCGAUGGAACGGUCAGCGCGCAAGACGCUCCGCGAAGAGUACGCCCGUCGCCAGGCCGAGGCCGCCGAGAGUCUCGUCCGCGAACCCCUGCCCAAGUAUGUGCCCAAGCCCGUCGGCGGCUGCCACGUCUUCUUCCACCCGGACCUGGGCAUCGGCGGCGCCGAGCGCCUCGUCGUCGACGCCGCUGUCGGACUGCAGAACAAGGGCGCCAAGGUGGUUAUCUACACGAACCACUGCGACCCGAACCACUGCUUUGACGAAUGUCGCGAUGGCACGCUGGAUGUCCGCGUCAAGGGCUCGUGGCUCGUCCCGCGCUCCCUCUUUGGCCGGUUUACCAUUCUCUGCGCCAUCCUGCGCCACAUCCACCUCUUGCUGCACAUUUGGCUCACCGGCGAGCUUGAGGACCUCAAGCCCGCCAUCUUCAUCGUCGACCAGCUCUCCGCCGGCCUGCCCUGGCUGCGCCUACUCGUCUCCCCCAAGACGGGCAUCGUCUUUUACUGCCACUUUCCCGACCUGCUCCUCGUCCAGGGCCGCCACGCCUCACUCCUCAAACGGCUCUACCGCAUCCCCUUUGACCGCCUCGAGGAGUGGUCCAUGGGCUUUGCCGACGCCGUCGCCCUCAACUCCCACUUUACCAAGAGCGUCGUCCAGCUGACUUGGCCCGAGCUGCUCGAACACACGACCGCCCGCGUCAUCUACCCCUGCGUCGACACCGACGCCAAGGAAGAUGAGCUCGCCGCCAACGACGACGACGACAACGAUAACGGCCCUCCACUGUUCCCCGCCGGCGACCGCGUCCUCCUCAGCAUCAACCGCUUCGAGCGCAAAAAGGACAUUGGCCUCGCCAUACGCGCCUUUGCCGCCAUCCCCGCCGACCAGCGCCGCGGCGUGCGACUCGUCCUCGCCGGCGGCUACGACCGUCGCGUCGCCGAAAAUGUCGACUACCACCGCGAACUGCAGUCCCUCGCCAACGAGUGCGACCUCGUCCACGACACCAUCAACGCCGCCGACAACCCCACCGCGCGCCAGCCCGCCGACACAACCGCCCCCGUCCUCUUCCUCCUCUCCGUGCCCGCCGCCCUCAAGACCAAGCUGCUGCGCGCCGCCUCCCUCCUCGUCUACACUCCCGCCAACGAGCACUUUGGCAUCGUGCCCCUCGAAGCCAUGCUCGCGCGCGUCCCCGUCCUCGCCGCCAACACGGGCGGCCCCACCGAGACCGUCGUCGAGGCCGAGACGGGCUGGCUGCGCGACCCUUAUGAGCCGCUCGCCUGGUCAGCCGUCAUGCGCCGCACGCUGAGCCUCUCCGCCGCCGACGCCGCGCGCAUGGGCGACGAGGGCCGCCGUCGCGUCAAGGACACCUUUGGGCGGGACAAGAUGGCCACGUCGCUCAUGACCGUCGUCCGCGAUAUUGCCGCUGCCCGCCGCGACUCCGACGCCGACAAUACCAUGAUUAUUGUCGUCGUCGGCACCGCCUUUUCUCUCACCCUCGCCGCGCUGUCCCUCGGCAUCGCCCUUUGGAUGAUGCACGACAUGAAGAAGAAUGCGGCUGUGAGGGAGGCAGGUCCUAUGCUGUGA